GAGAUAUUUACGAACUGUUCAGAGUCCGUCUCCCUCUACCAGCCUCUCAUAGUCACAUAAACAAUACUACUCUUGUCCGUUAGUGUUAUUUUUUUACGGUCCGCUGUUUACACAAUUUAUUUUUUAUCAGUUAUCAGUUGUCCGUUGAAAAUUGAAUUAUGAUUAAAAAUUUAAACAUCUUUGUUUCUACGUUUGAGUCCGGAAUUUUUCUUCCAUUAAAUUCAAUUUGUUAAUUCUUCUCAUUAUUACUCACUGGUGGCUUGUUCUUUCACGUCCUCUAUAAAAAUGCACCAAUUACAUUUACAACGAGUUUACAGUCUUAACAUUUAUUCUGUGCUCACAGGCGCUCAGUAAUUUAGAUUGAAUUAUAAUAAUUUUACUUGUCCAAAAUCUAAUAAUUGCAAUUUAAAAUAUUAAUAAAAUGGCUCAGGAAUUAAAUACUUCAAAAUUUGUGAAGACUUAUGGGAAACCUAGGCGCACCCAACUUAUAGGACAUAAUUCAUUGUGGAAUGAUGAUUUAAAUGAUGAUUUUGAUAAAUGUUUGGGUAUUGAAGAUGUCCCACAAACAACAUUUAUUUCACCUGAACCAGUUGGUUCAGUUUCUAUGUACAUGUCAGCUAAACAUAAAAAAAAAGAUGAAAAUCAAAAGAAUUCUAUUAGUGGAUGGUCAAUGCAAUUACAUUGUACUUUGGAUAGUCAUAAAAAUAAUUUUGGUAAAAAAAAGAGGUAUACAGACUACAAUUUAGAUAAUAAUUAUAACAAGCAAAAAAUAUUGUUAAAAAGUGCUAAAAAGAAAAAUUUAAAUAUUAAAAAUAAUUCAAAAGCAGGGGUUACAUCAAUCUCAACAAAAAAAUUAAAAACCAAACAUAUUUUAUCUCAAGAACAAUGUUCUACACCAUUGCAAAAAUCUAUGUUUUUGGCCUAUUGUAAUAAAUUCAAUAGUAUUUCAUCAAAAAAAAGAAAAAAAACUAAAUCAAAGAAAAUGUUGUUACAUGCUGUUAAUACUCUUAAUUCUUCAGAGCUCAGCUUGCAACUAGAAAAUUCACAUGGAAAUAGUUCUAAUAUCUCAAUGAGCAUAAUUGAUGAUUAUAAUGACCCAUUUGAUCAGUCUGUUCAAAUAUCUAGUUGGAAAUAUCCAUCAUUAAACAAAUAUUCACAAAAUAAAAUAUCUAACAACCAGCUUGUAAACAGUUCUAAUAGACCAGAUAAAAUUAAAAAAAAAAAAAAUCCUUGCUCAAAAGAGAAAAACUCAAAUUGGUAUCAUAAAGUAUUGGAUAUUUUUGGUGAUGAAACUAUUACUUUAGAAAACUCAAAAAAUCAAGAUAUUUCAACUUCAGAAGAAUACAUAGACAAUAAUAGUAAUUUUGAACCAGUUUUAAAAUAUGAAACUAAACAAUUAAUGUUAUUAGAGCAACAAAAGCAAACAUUACCAUUAUCCAAUUUAAAUAAUAUAUCAUUUAAAUCUUUAAAACAUUUCAAUAAGAGUUCAUCUGGAAAAGAAAAUCAUAGUAUUUUGUCUUUAAAUUGUUCUAAACCAUAUAAAGAGAAUAGCAAUAUAACUAUUGAUAAUAUAAAGGAUGGAAUUAUUGAGGAGUCUCAAUCAAGUCAACCAUAUGUGUUAUGUGAUAAAUAUGUGUCUAAACCAAAAAAAUAUUUGUAUGAAUCAUAUAAUGUACUUGAUAAAAGUAAAGCAAUUGAAAACUGUAGGUUACCAAAUACUGAUGAUGUAUCUGUAAAUAGUUUAAAUGAUGAACCUUUUGUUAAUAAACCAAAUAAUGAAGACUAUAAAUUAUUUCAACUAAAUCAAUAUGAAACAUCUUCCAGUAUGAACGCAAGCCACAUGAUACAGAAUGAGGUAAAAUCGUUUUUGAAUAAUUCAUUUACUUUAUCCCAGGAAUAUUCAAAAAUAUCAUCUGCAGACCCCCUUGAUUUAAAAUUGUUAAGUAUAUUAGACAGAAUUGACAAUAAUAAGAAAAGUUCAUACCCUCAAAAUAAUAAAAAUUCAUUAACAUCGUUUAAAGAGAACAUUGGACUUCAAUCUGAUGACGAUGAAAUUAUAUGUUGUUCACCAGAUUCUGAACCUCAAAAAUUACUAGAUAUUACAAAUAAGUUUUCAGAUAUUAUAAUUGAUGAGCAGUGUAAUAAAUCUAUUAAUGAGGAAAGUUUAAUUGGAGAAUUUGAUCAUACAUUAUGUAUGUCUUUUGAAACAUCAAACCAUAAACAUGACAUUUCAAAUAAUUCUUCUAUUUUACAAAGUUCAUCUAGUUUGGAACAAAAUACUGUUAUUUGUAAACAAAAUUGUACAGAUAUGUUUUAUAAAAAAGAGAAUUCUGAUUAUGAUUUAUUAUUAAAUGACAAAAGUAUUGAGUUGAAAACAUCCAGUAUAUGUGAUUCUAAAGAAGAUACCUUAAAGUAUAACGAUGAGUCAUACAGGCAUAUAAAUUUAUCUAAUAACGAAUAUAUUGAUCCAGAAAAAACUAAUAAUAAUAAUCCAAUAAAUAUUUCUAGUAGUGUAUCAAAUGGUUUAUUAAAAAAUAGUGAGUCUAAUUUGUCUGUCAUUAUGCCGCGGCGGAGAUAUGCUGCUCGGUUUCAAAGUUUGGAUAUCAUUAAAGAGUCAACUCAAUUAGAGACCAUUUUGCCAGAUCAAAACACAUCAGUUUUUCAUUUAGAACCAGGUAAAAAAUGGCGUCGUUCUAUUUCCAUUGUUCGAAAUUAUACAGAUAGUAAUAAGAAUCAAUCUACAAAUUCUACAAAAGGUCGAAAAUGGGCUUUUACAGUCGAUGAUAUAUUACGACAGCAAUGUAUAAAUACUAGUAUUCAUCAAAAUUUAGAUCAAAGCAAUGUUUUAAAAAAUUCAAUUUGUAGCCAAAAUUUACAUCUAAAAUCGAUUGAUCUUGAAAAUCAAAAAGCCAGAGAUUACAUUUUUGAAGCAUGUAAUCAACAAGAAUUAAUAUCUUUUGAAUCGUGGUUAGGGCCAAAGUGUACAAAUAAAUGGAAAAAAGUCGGAGAAGGUGUUUAUGGCGAAGUGUUUAGUUAUUCCAAUGGAAAUCAAUGUACUAUUGUUAAAAUCAUUCCUGUAGAGGGGGAAAUAAAUAUUAAUAGUGAGAAUCAGAAGAAAAUGUUUGAAGUUUACAGUGAAAUCAUAAUAGCAACAGAACUGAAUAAAUUAUGGAACAAAAGUAAUUUGAAUCAAACCAGUUCAUUUUGCAAACUUAAGCGUGUUUCUUGUGUUAAAGGAAAAUAUCCUAAUAUUUUGAUUAGUUACUGGCAAAAAUAUGAUAACGAUAAAGGUUCUGAUAAUGAUAAUCCUAACAUAUUGCCAAAGGAUCAAAUUUUUAUGAUUUUGGAAAUGGAAAAUGGUGGUAUUGAUGUAGAGAAUUUUAUUUUCAACUCAGCAGAUCAAUCAUUAUUUGCAUUUUUACAGAUUGUUUUUGGGUUAGCUGUAGCGGAGGAAGUAUAUAAGUUUGAACAUCGUGAUUUACAUAUUGGUAACAUUUUAAUAAAAAAAUGUUCAAACAAGAAUAUAUCUUAUAAAUUGGAGGGUGAAUAUUUUAAUGUACCGUCACGAGGAAUUAAGAUAACAAUAAUUGAUUUUACCUUAAGUAGAAUGACAUACAAUUCCAAACAUGUGUAUAAUGAUCUUGCUAAAGAUACAGAAUUAUUUACCUCGGUUGGCGACUAUCAAUUUGAUAUUUAUCGGAUGAUGAAAAAAGAAACUAAUGAUCAAUGGGAAUCUUUCAAACCAGCUACAAAUAUAUACUGGCUGCAUUAUGUAUUAGAUAAAAUGCUUUUGUCAGUGCAUUAUAAAAAAACUAAUACAAUAUUACAUAAUAAUGGACGUUCAAUUCUGGAACAGUUGAAAAAUAUAAUAUUAUCCUUUAAUAGUGCCAAAAGUUUUGCCGAAAGUGAUUUAGUAUUAAAUUUAAUUGGGUACAAAAAGCUAUGAACAAUUGUUUACUUGGCAAUAUGAUAUGAUUUGUUGAAUCACUGAAGACUGAAAUACAAAUAUUUUUAUUUUUUUUGUAUUUAAUCGAUAGUUUUAUCAUUUCAUACUAUUAAUAUUAUUAAAAUUAUUUUUUUAUUGUU
Rhopalosiphum maidis (corn leaf aphid) is the source of this 4086-nucleotide messenger RNA. RefSeq lists its product as uncharacterized. Gene Ontology annotation, biological process: intracellular signal transduction; mitotic cell cycle; protein phosphorylation. The record is from RefSeq and is a predicted model, not a curated record. The transcript is spliced from 12 exons. Gene Ontology annotation, molecular function: ATP binding; histone H3T3 kinase activity. The coding region runs from base 422 to 3946 and encodes 1174 amino acids. NCBI's taxonomy places the organism in Eukaryota, Metazoa, Arthropoda, Insecta, Hemiptera, Aphididae. Gene Ontology annotation, cellular component: nucleus; cytoplasm.